Archocentrus centrarchus (flier cichlid) is the source of this 2669-nucleotide messenger RNA. RefSeq names its product E3 ubiquitin/ISG15 ligase TRIM25-like. The transcript has 6 exons. Bases 1 to 1263 code for a protein of 420 amino acids. Lineage: Eukaryota; Metazoa; Chordata; Actinopteri; Cichliformes; Cichlidae. Gene Ontology annotation, molecular function: zinc ion binding. The record is from RefSeq and is a predicted model, not a curated record.
AUGGCUGAAGAGGCUGAGACUCAGUUUUCUAUCAUGAGUCUGGAGGAUGAACUGAUCUGCAGCAUCUGUCUGAGCCCCUUUGACUGCCCGGUGACCAUCCCCUGCAGACACAACUUCUGCCGGGACUGCCUGCUGGAAAGCUGGAAGGACUCCUACAGCUGUCCUCAGUGUCGGACCCUGUUCGACACCAAACCGGAGCUGAAGAAAAACACGGUCCUCACCGCCGUCGUGGAGACAUUCAAAGUGAGGUCAGACAAAAGCGAAGCCAGCCUGAGUGGAGAAGCGAGUGAAGCCGUGAGAAAAGAUGUCAUCCGCUGUGAUACAUGCAUGGAAGCAGAGGCAUUGAAGACCUGCCUCACCUGCAUGGCGUCAUAUUGUGAGGAGCACCUGCGCCCUCACCGGGAAAACCCCAUUUUCCUUCUCCACCAGCUGAGCGAGCCUGUGGGGGACCUGUCGGAGCGCAUCUGCCCCGACCAUCACAAGCUGAUGGAGCUCUUCUGCACCCAGCAUGACCGACUGAUCUGCAGCUUCUGCCUUCAACAGAUCCACAGAGGCUGCUCCUUCGUGACUCUGGAGGAGCAGAGGAACCUGAAAGAGUCCGACCUCAGGAACAAGUUGGGUUUGCUGAACGAGAAAAUGGAGAAAACUGAAACUGUUGUGUUUCAAAUUAAUAACAUGCAGAGCAAGCUGAAGGACGCAGCAAAUAAAAGGAAGACGGCACUGGCAGCUGUUUAUCAGCAGAUGAGGGAUCUCUUGGCUCAAGAUGAACGCGAGGCCCAAAAUGAGGUGGACCGCGAGCUGGAGCUCGGUCAGAUGAAACUUCAGGAACUCGCGAAGAAGCUAAAUGAAAACUGUGAGAAGAUGGGAAAAACCAGAGAAGACAUCAACAGCCUGCUGAGUGAAUCCCAAACCUCGACUUUCCUGCAGGCUUCAGUUGAACUGCCCAAAGUCAUAAAGUUCGAGCCGCACGUUCCUCGAAUCAACCUGGACUCCAAGAAGGUGACAGCGACACAGGCGUUUGCUGCUGCCCUGAGGGAGACUCUGAUGGAGAUGCUUAAUCAGCCUGUUGAGGCCAGAUUACUGUUACUUAAACCAGAGGUGGAGUCCUGUCCAGGUGACCCCAGACUCCCCGAGUCACACAGUUCGGGCCCUCAGACCAAAACACAAAAGAAGAGAAGAACUCGAAAAAACAAGCCAAAGCCUCCUCAGUCCACUGCGGAGAGUGUGGGAACAAGAAUAAUGCCCGUUCAGUGGAAAACCUGAUGGCGUGUGGAGGGAAAGAGAAACCCAGAGGCUGUGAGCGUAGCAGGCAUCACUCCCUCAUGUGGCAGCAGCAGCAGCUGUGUCUGAUCUUUGAAUGGCCUUUUCUUUUUGUCCCGUGCAGAUGGCCAGCGUAGGCUUUAUAGAUGGGCCUCGGAGGUCACGGUCUACCCACGAGUGUCACUGUGCCCCCCCUCCGCUGAGUUCUACUGAUAUGCUUCGUACAAUUUCAUACAAUUUGGCAAUGAAAUGCUUAAACACCCUUAUUAAUAAUAGGUUGUUGUGUGAGCUCAGUUUAACUGAUGGCUUCACAGUAGUUUAGUGCUUCUGAGUGGAUGGGCCUGUGCAGGUCAGACUUUGGGAACAACCCUUCACGUCUCUUGGAAAUUUAAAGGUCUUCAUCAGCUUGCGACUCUACACAAAAAUUGCUAAAGAAAUGGAAACAUGUUGAGGAUAUUGUGCACUCACAGCCUACAGUCCUAGUGUGUGGUGAGUUCAUGGAUCCUCUUCUGCACCUGCUUUUCCUCUGCAAUCUAAGACAAAUAUUUUUGCACGUGUAUAACUGUGGCUACAUUUCUCUCUUUGCAUUAUGUGUGUAUGGUUGUGGCAACAAUUUUGCCGGCAUGUGUUUGGGUUACAACUGCAAAGGACCCACCAGUCAAUUGGGUCACAAUGCCCAGUCCUGGUGUUUCAAGUGGUUUACUGUCCAGCUUUGGCAUAACAGUAAUGAGACCAGACCGUAUCCCUUCCACAGAGUUCCCUUAACCCCCCCUUUCUAGAGAAUAUUUAUCCAGCCUUCUGGAUGUUCUCCAUUACUUUGUGCAACCUGAAGCCAUGGGUAGCAUAUGCAGUCAGCCAAUGUUCUCAUUAAAGGUGUCCUGUGGAAUUUUCUUUGUAAGCAAGCAAAAGUUACGGUACUGUAACUGUAUUUAAGAUCUGGGGAGUUUCCUGGACUUGCAUCCAAAUCUCUGAGUGACUUAGUUAUCACUUUUACCUUGUGACAUGGAGCUGCAUCAUGCUGGAAGAUGCUCAGAUUGGGGUUAACGCUGUAAAUACAAACUCUUUGCAUAAAUUUGACUUAUUUGCCAAUAAAAUUCCUUGAAAUGCUUAUGAUUGUUCCUCACUCUAUCAUACAAACAUGUAACACAAUUAGCGUGAAUAAAUACUGAAGCAGCAAAGUGUUUGAAACAAAAAUGUGCGCCAUGACUGUCAUGUUAUCUUUAAAUAAGUCAUCAAAAUGUUGAAUGAAUUAUUGUUUUUUGCAUCAGAUGGCAAUAUGUGCGAGUGUGGUCACUUUUAUUCUUUAUUGUGAUGUUUCAGUAUUCAACAAUCUUGUGCUGUCUGUGACUAUGAAAUGAGUAAAUGCAAAGUGCCACUGUAGCUACUGUAACAUUGUUUCUUGGUUUGUU